This is a messenger RNA of Rotaria sp. Silwood1, 495 nucleotides long. NCBI's taxonomy places the organism in Eukaryota, Metazoa, Rotifera, Eurotatoria, Philodinida, Philodinidae. The record is from the annotation of a GenBank genome assembly.
AUGAUUCGUGCUCGUGCUCGUCCUCGACAAGAUCCAAAAAGUUCAAGUUUUUCUUCAACAUGUACAUCAGCAAGCAGUAAUCCUCAAUGGAGUGAUGCAUCAUCUUCGUCACCUAUUAAUCAUAAUUUAUUAUCUCCACAACGACCAACAUUAAGAUUUACUCGACGUUUUAUACUUCCUAUAGUUCCGGCAGCCCGUCUACCUAUAUCUCCAACAUCACCUCGAGCUGCACUUCGAGAUCUUUGUUCACCUCGACAGGAACCACGUCCACCUGCUGAUGUCCUAAAUCGAUCAUAUCUUGAUUCAUGUUCACCAUCUUUAGCUAAGUUUAGUCGUACGAUGAUUAGUCAACAUGCAUCAGCAUCAUCAAACACAACAGUAUUACCACCAUCAACAAUUUGUGCAAGGAAUUUUCUUCAUCCAACAAUACCUUAUCUUACCGUUAAUGCUCGUGGACUAAAUCCUCAUCACCAUCAUUAUCGACAUACACGGUAA